Molecule: messenger RNA, 2108 nt
Organism: Gambusia affinis (western mosquitofish)
Lineage: Eukaryota; Metazoa; Chordata; Actinopteri; Cyprinodontiformes; Poeciliidae
Product: cytokine receptor common subunit gamma-like
Exons: 8
Coding region: 41-1105 (354 amino acids)
Biological process (GO): cytokine-mediated signaling pathway
Cellular component (GO): external side of plasma membrane
Molecular function (GO): cytokine receptor activity; protein binding
Source: RefSeq, a predicted model, not a curated record
AAGUAAAGACCUCAAGUCACAAAGCUUCUUACAUGUCACGAUGCCGACUUGUGUGUUUUUGUUUCUCUGUCUGUUUGGUCAAAUACUGGCUAAAAAACCUCCUGAUGUGAGUUGUCUAGUGAUUAACCUGGAAUCUAUUCGCUGUAUGUGGAACCUGCAGGGGACUCCAGAAGUCAACUACACCUUUUAUAGCAGGUCUGGAAGUCAGAAAGCAAAUGUCUGUGCUGAAUACCUGUUGGAGAAAGGAACAAAUAUAGGAUGUACACUUCCCUACAACAAUCAGCAGAGAUUCAACUCAUUUUACACUAAACUGUGGGACGGCAACAGGACCGUCACACCUCUAGAUCGUGUUCCAGAGAUAAACCAUGAUCUUAGAAGAAAAGUGAAAUUAAACCCACCAACCAACCUGACAGUAAUGAAUGGAUCCGACAUGAACCUGUGGUUUUACUGGAACCACACUAUAAAAUCUUGUCUGGAGAAUGAAGUACGAAUUAGGAAAAACAACAACAACUGGGAGAUUCAACCAGUUUAUCCUGGGCCAAUGAGUUACUGCCAAAACUUACCCUCCAGCACUGCCAGAUAUGAGCUGCAGGUCAGAGUCAGAUUCAAAAACUACUGUGGGCAGUCUGACUUCUGGAGUGACUGGAGUGAGCCUGUGGUCUGGGGAUUCAAUAACACCACAGUCUCAAAUAUUAAAAAUGAGACAAUGCCAGUGUGGACAGCAGUGCUGUAUGUGGUGAGUGCCAUCACCCUCAUUCUUCUGGUUGUGAUCCUACUGCAUAAUGAACGGAUCAAAAUCAUCCUGAUUCCUCCACUUCCCAAACCAGCUCUGAACUCUCCUGAUGUCGAGGAUUGGUUUCAUUUCUCUAAAGGCCUUAUUAAAGAAAGGUUUAACACCAACUUCAAUGAGCGAGCCUGCACCGUGCGUGAGUACCAGCCGGUCUCUCGGUCCGACAGCAAUGGCUCUGACAGCUCUCGCCUCACCACCAGCACGGAUCAAACCGACUGCUCUAUCCCCAUCGCAAUGAACGAACCAGAGGACACGUCUGCUCCUUUUUACACCACCGUAAUUGCUUCGGAAGAAGAGCAGCAGGUUUCUGUGUAAAUGUCACCUCAGGCAAAUUUAUAUCUCAAAGUAAAAAAAAAAAUAAAAAAAAUCUUUCUUUUUAUCUCCAGGAUUACUGGAAGAAUAUGUGUAGGAUGUCUAUUAGGGAAAUGGAUGGAAAUAAGAACAUUGAAAACAAUUAGAAAUCAAUAAAUAAAAUAGGGAUCAAGAUUCUAAACUCCAUACUCAAUAUUUCAGGGAUUUGUUAUUCGCCUUCAAUUAUAUUAUAUUAAGUUUGGUUUGGUUAUUGAGUUUUUCAAUACUUUUUAUAUUACAUAGAUAAAAUUAGCUAGACCACACUGUUAAGAGUGUUCUUUUACUUAUUGCUUAAUUUCUGUCUUAUAUAAUUUUUUUUCCAUGCAAGGUAUAUUAAGGAUCUGAAUUUUCAACAUUUUGUUUUGAAAUUUUUAAUAACAGUUAUUAACAUUGAUCUGUAUGUAGGACUUCAGUAGCUUUGUAUAAACAUGUUACGUAUAAGUACUAUAUAUUUUUACCACUGCGACAGACUGGCGACCCAGGGUGACCCCGCCUCUCGCCCUGAACGCAGCUGGAGAGGCACCAGCAACCCUCCCGACCCCAUUAGGACAAGGGUGAAUAGAAAAUGGAUGGAGGGAUGGAUAUUUUUACCAAGUUACCUAUAUUGAUCUAUGGAAUAUUGUGAAAUAUUUUCUAUACCAGUGGAUUUUCAAACCAUGUAAUUUUUUAGGAGUGCAUAGCUGACCUGUAGAUUUUAAAGAUUUUACAAGAACAGAUUAAACUUGUCUGUAACUGACUAUUCGGCAGUAUUAUUUUGCAUAAAAAUGUUUUAUAGCUGACAGGCUUGCAGGCCUCAGACUUGCAUAACAAACACCGUCAUUGUUAUACAAUUGGCACUGUAUUGCUAUCACUUCACCAAAUUUUAUUCCAGUGGUUUCUGUUUGAAUGUCACAUUAAUGUAAUCUUUUGACUUCUGUCUUGGUUUGUAUGUUUAAUAUCAAGAUUAAAGUUUGGUAUUUGAUUAUGA